Messenger RNA from Venustampulla echinocandica, 1077 nucleotides. RefSeq names its product putative 37S ribosomal protein S24, mitochondrial. The coding region runs from base 1 to 1077 and encodes 358 amino acids. The record is from RefSeq and is a predicted model, not a curated record. Lineage: Eukaryota; Fungi; Ascomycota; Leotiomycetes; Helotiales; Pleuroascaceae. The transcript is spliced from 3 exons. Gene Ontology annotation, cellular component: mitochondrial small ribosomal subunit. Gene Ontology annotation, biological process: mitochondrial translation. Gene Ontology annotation, molecular function: structural constituent of ribosome.
AUGGCAACGGCUCUCAAGGGCCUCCGGUUGACAGCCAGAAGCUGCGCUGGCGCGUCGCUCUCCUCUAAGUGCAGUGCCCGGCCAAUUGGGAGACGGAGAGUGUUUUCCACCACUCCUACACGAUGGAAGACCACGAUCGAUCCCGAGGCCGAGGCGGCUGUUAUUUCGAAAGCUGAACAGGCCCUCGGGGUCGACUUAAGGGCCGCGCACGCAGAGAUAGACAGUUCAGCGAAAGAUAUACAAGAUUAUCUAGAUGCAGAGUUGGAUUUUGGUCCGCCAGGGCCAGAAUUCCUACCAGCGAAAAAGAAGCUCAAGGAGACAUUCUUGAAUAUGGGGGACCCAGAACCAUUCGAAGAUGGAGGGUUUGCUGAGGAUAUGGAGGAUGAUCUUUCAUCACUCGCCCAUGGUGAAUUGGAACAGCACAGAGAGUGGAGACAUUAUGCCAGAUUGGCCGCUUGGGAGAUGCCGCUUUUGUCAAAGUUAGCAAAGCCAUUCGAACCACCAACAGCAGACAUGCCAUUGCGAUUCAGAUACACAACUUACAUGGGGGAACACCACCCAGCGGAGAAGAAAGUCGUCUUGGAGUUUUCUCCAGCAGACAUGCCCAAUCUAACAUCGAUCCAAAGAGACAAGCUGAGAAAAUUACUGGGGCCGAGAUACAACCCAGAGGCAGAUACUGUUCGAAUGAGCUGUGAAAUGUUUGAGACGCAAGCUCAAAACAAACGGUAUCUAGGUGAUUUGGUUGAUACACUUCUUCAUGAAGCAAGGGAUCCUACGGAUACCUUUGAAGAUGUACCUUUGGAUACCCGACAUCAUCACUUUAAGCGAAAACUCCGCUUCCCCAAGGAGUGGGAAAUGACAGAAGAUCGGCGCCAGGAGUUAGUUAAGCAUCGUCAACAAGCAGUAAUGAAGGAUCAGAAACGAGAAACCGCUGGCCAGUUAGUAGAUGGGAUAAAGCAAAUCGAGAUGGCAUGGGCAAAACCUGUCGCUAGGGAAGCAAUUCCCGAAAUGGCUAUGGCUGGUAAGGGAUUAAAGGGGAGGGGACCGACUGGGAAGAGGGUGGGUGUCAGAAGGUAG